AUGGUGACCGAGCCAUAUGAUGUACAACACGAUGUGCCACUUAGAGACGGUGCUUCCUGCGAGGAGGUGACCAAAAGUACAGAGACGGUUCCCUUGCUUCCUAUGGAAAAAAUGAAGCAACAGAAUAAUCUUCCCAAGAUUUCUGAUGAAUCAGAAGAGAAGUUGAAAUUAUCUUCCAGGAAAGCCAUCUACACGAGAAAUUCAGACUUAAAUUCCACAGAAAACGUCAACUUGAAACUACAUAUUAUGUUUCAAGUGUUUCAAGGAGGAACAAUGUGUCAGGAGCUUCAGGUGCUCCAGCCUGAGAAGUCAAUGACAUUUACAGCAGGAGAGACGGCCACUCUGCACUGCACUGUGACAUCUUUGAUCCCAGUGGGGCCUGUCAAAUGGAUCAGGAAGACUGAGGAAAGUAGGGAAUUAAUCUACAAUUUCCAAGAAGGCCACUUUCCUAGAGUUACAAGUGCUUCAGAUGUCACAAGGAAAAACAGUACGGACUUUACCAUUCACAUCCAUGACAUCAAACUAGCAGAUGCCGGCACCUACUUCUGUAUGAAGUUCCAGAAUAGGAUUCCUUUCGACAUGGUGCUAAAGUCUGGACCAGGCACUCUAGUCACUGUGAGAGGUGGACUUCCCCCCCACCCUGAAUUCUCAGGCCCCUUGGUGAGUGCCCUGCCUAGGCACAUCAUGAGCAUCAUUUGCAAGUCCCAAGGCUUCUCCUCCAGAAACAUCAGCCUGACAUGGUUCAAAAAUGGGAAUGUGCUCUCAGCCUCCCAGACCAGAGUGGACCCCAAAGGGGACAGUUUCUCCUAUAGCAUCUCCCUCAAAAACUCUACUUUGUGCCAGACACUGUGCUAG
This is a messenger RNA of Suncus etruscus (white-toothed pygmy shrew), 855 nucleotides long. Its product is annotated as signal-regulatory protein beta-1-like. Gene Ontology annotation, cellular component: plasma membrane. NCBI's taxonomy places the organism in Eukaryota, Metazoa, Chordata, Mammalia, Eulipotyphla, Soricidae. Gene Ontology annotation, biological process: positive regulation of phagocytosis; positive regulation of T cell activation. The transcript is spliced from 5 exons. The coding region runs from base 1 to 855 and encodes 284 amino acids. The record is from RefSeq and is a predicted model, not a curated record.